Molecule: messenger RNA, 1356 nt
Organism: Aspergillus caelatus
Lineage: Eukaryota; Fungi; Ascomycota; Eurotiomycetes; Eurotiales; Aspergillaceae
Exons: 1
Coding region: 273-881 (202 amino acids)
Source: RefSeq, a predicted model, not a curated record
UUUCAUUCAACUAAGUCGGAAGCUACCAGUACCAUAACCUGAACAAUGGACGACAAAGGCGGAAUGCAAGACAAUGGCGGACCCUGACACAAUGAGGGCUCCAGAUCCUUUCCUUCCCACACAAUUGACGGCUAACAUGCUCAACGUUGAUGGUUUUUCUACAAACAUCUCCAGGUCAAUUUUAGCCCCCCAGUCCAAUCCCACAGCCACUCCGCAUAUCCAGAGCAAUCUGGAAGAACGAGAAUAAGGAAGGCAAAAAGAGGCAGGAAGAAAUGAGCAUCUCAUGCGUUUCGAGACCAUUUCGACCAUGGCAUGCGGGGGUGAUAUAUUUCCCAGUGAAGGCCAGAGCGUCAGCUCCACAACGACAACCAAUACCAAGGCCCCGGCCAAUAAUAGACCGGCAGCGCAUCAGAAUCUCUCCGUCGCUUCAGGCUGCAGGCUACCAGGCUAUGCAUAAUGCAGCAGGAGCAGAAGAGCCGUCAAUUUCUUCAAUGCGCUACAAAUCGCCCCGCUUCUAUAUGAAUGGGGAAGGGGAGCUAGUUCUGAUUCGGGAUCCGUACCUUGAUGUCAAACAAGAAAUCACUCCAGUAAUUGAGCAACCAUCUAGACAGGGAAGUGGUAUGGAACGGCAGAAUCUGCAGAGCACAUCUGCUCAGAGAGUUGGGGCCAAGUGGUGGCUGCUAUUGUUUUGCGUCGUAUUCAUGUGGUAUACGCGACCCCGUAGCGAGACUAACAUCCAGGAAUUGCCAGAAACAAAUCAGGAACCGAUAGACUUGCGUACGAGAAUCCAGAGGAACCGGGAUUCCGAAUUUGAAUUUAUGCAAAUGUUAGCCUACGAGAUGAGCAAGAGAACGAAUAUAGAUCCGAUGGCAUUGUGGUGACGUGACCUCUUGGUUGUUUUGAUGUGCACACCUUUGGAUACCUUAUUAGUUCAGUUCUAGAAAGAGUGCUCAUCCUCUUGAGCGAGGAAAAGGCUCUCCCAACGACCGGAGAAGAGCAUCAUCAAGGGCUGAACAGCCCAGUCAUUGAAGAGAAGAGGACACGGUGCAGGAGCGUUAGAGACCGUGUCAUGACCCUUUCGCGGCAAACCACCGUGCCAGUCGCAACUUUCGGAAACAUCUAUGGAGUAGCUUUUUUCGUAUCAUUCCUUCCAAUCUAACCUGGCGUCGGCGUCCUGAGUUUGAUCUUGUUAACUUUCUAUGUAGGCCUUGAUAGUGACAGUGAGAAACCGGAAGCGGCGGAGAAGGUUUAAUCUGGCGCUGGGCCAUGAUAGAUGAGAUCAUCGAUAUUGGUGACUGUUGUGAAAUCUCGCUGGGGGGGUAAAAUUAAUGUUGUUGUAUAUAUUAUGUACUCUUG